AAGGGUGCUCUCUAUAGCUUUUUUAAUAAACAGGUCUGGAGAUCCCUUGAAGCUGUUAUGCCCACAGCAUUUCUUUGCCUCUUUUCACCUUGAUAAGCUGCUGGAUUCUGGAAAGCUCCUCGGGCUGUUCAAUUAACAAAAGAUUUUGAGUGCUGAGGAGAUAAUGAUGAAUAGCAUAAGGACAAACAGCCUGGGACAUCUAUUCAAGCAGUUGAAAACUGUCUGGAGUUCACCUACAGCACCAGCAAGGAGCUGCAGCUUGGCUACCUGCACUCCCAAAAACAGGAAUGAUGCAUUGCAUCCGCUUUGGCAGAGCCCGCUUACAAUUCCCGGGGGCAGUCGGCAGUCUCCUAUCAACAUCCAGUGGAGAGACAGCGUCUACGACCCCGUCCUAAAGCCUCUGAAGAUCAGCUACGACCCAACAACGUGCCUUCAUAUCUGGAACAACGGGUAUUCCUUCCUGGUGGAGUUUGAUGAUUCUGCUGAUAGAUCGAUCAUCGUUGGAGGUCCCUUGGAAAACCAAUACAGGUUGAAGCAGUUCCACUUCCAUUGGGGAGCCAUCAACGAGUGGGGAUCAGAACACACAGUCGACUGUAAAUUCUACCCAGCAGAGCUGCAUUUAGUACAUUGGAAUGCUGUGGCGUACCCAACUUUUGAAGAAGCUGUGAUGGAAGGUGAUGGCUUGGCUGUGAUUGGAGUGUUUUUAAAGCUAGGAGCGCAUCAUGAAGGUCUGCAGACAUUGGUAGAUGCUUUGCCAGCAAUAAAACACAAGGACACUGUUAUUGAGUUUGAUGUCUUUGACCCCUCCUGCCUGAUACCUCAGUGCCCUGAUUACUGGACGUACGCAGGCUCUUUGACCACCCCCCCACUUACUGAAUCAGUCACGUGGAUUAUUAAGAAGCAGCCAAUAGAGGUCGAUGAGAAUCAGCUGGAGGCGUUUCGGAUGCUGCUUUUUACUUCAGAUGGUGAAGAAGAAAAGAGGAUGGUGGACAACUUUCGCCCUCUCCAGCCCUUAAUGAACAGAACCGUCCGCUCUUCCUUCCAGAGCAGGCAUCUCUUGGAUAUUGAAGCACAAUACUCAGACCAUGCUCAGCAGAUCAGGCCGUAGAUGGCCCAUGGAACGUCAGUCCAGAUUGUAGUAAUGGGGUUUCCUUUACUCUGUAAUGAUUUCUCCUUUUUUGCAGGAUGUUUAUGCCAUGCAGUUUCAUAGAUGGCUGGUUUCAGUUCUAAGAGUCAAUUGAGCUUUGGUAGAGAGGCUGUGUGUAUUCUAACCUUUGGGGUUUUUUUAAUACAAACUCUUAACAAAUUGCUCAGUUAAAAGCAGGGAUCAGUAAGGAGUUGUUCUGAAAGGGAAAGCAGGGCAGAUCUUUCCUCUUUCUAUCUUCGGUAUAUCUUCAAAACUCCUCCAGUGAUUUGCUGGAAUUAACAGUCACAAGAUGUUAACAAGCAGGAGGUGUGAGGAAGUGAAGUCUAUGAAGGUCCUUUGUGGAAUUGCUUUGGAGGUUUGGGGCCAGAACUGCCUUCUGCAAUCACAUCUGUAGAGAUGUUUCAACUUUGUCCUUGCUUUCAAAGCAACAAAUAGUGCCUAGGAUGACAAGAAGAAAUGCCUUGCCUGUGUGACCCAUGUUUAUAGUGGAUCAUACAGUAUGUCUGCCUCAUCUAUGCUGCAAACCAGAAGGCUUUCCAAAACCUUGCUGGCAAUUUAGAUUGGGAUUUGUGGACAGUUUUGCUUUUGGAACGUAAUGGGAUAGUAGAUGAGUGUGGACAAAACACAGCCAUCAGGUACCUGUAAGAUCUAUUUUUCCAGAGCAUCAGCACCAUCUUCCCAUUGUUAAGCUGAACUUCUAUUCUUGAGUUACCCACCCUCGUGGUUACUGGGGACCAUGAUAUUCUAUAUAGCACCUUAUGGUAACAAAGACCAGUGAUGGUUGGUUGUGGACCAAGCUAAACUGUUUAAGUUACGAGCUGUGGAGCCUUAUACUAAAGUUACGGUCCAGUUGCCACAAACAGUGCCUACCUCUGUAGCAUGCUACUAACCAUAGCUUUCUAUAGUGCACCUUUCUGAAUGACUUUUUAUGCUUUGCUGUAUAUAAGUGUGUGUAUGUGUUAGCUCCCAUACAGAACAUGUGAGCUCAUCUUCUGAGGAGGAGCAGUUCUGGUUGUACACUCAUGAAACAAUCUUCAUAGAAUGGCUUGGGUUGGAAGGAGCCUUAAGGAUCAUGAAGCUCCAACCCCCCUGCUGCACACAGGGCUGCCAACAUCCCUAUCUGAUACCAGACCAGGCUGCCUGAUCCUGAUUGAUUGUAUUUCAUGUAUAUUUUUGGAGCCCACGUUUCUGGAUCCUCUGUCUAUUGUUGCUGGUGUCCUUCAGUACUAAUGAUACCAGGAGGACCAACUUGUCAAUGACAAAUUCACAUCUUUGGAAUCAAUACUUUCCCAUUCCAAGUGUUCACUUUAAAAGCACUGUAACACUUUAUAGCAUGACCCUAACGAUUUUAAAUCAAUCCGAAUAUUUUUGCUUAACCAAUUAAAUUUGUGCCUUAGGUUCCUUAAUGGCUCUACCUCAGACUACACUGUAAACCUAAGAAAAUCUCCAUUGGCUUCUGCUCCCUGUGUGAUGUAUGUACAUCUUUGUAAUAUAACCCAAACAAAGCAUUUAAAAUUGCCGCCUUAUAAAUAAGGAGGUGGGUAUGGCAAGGAGUGCUGAAAUAGGCUCUGUGAGAUCAGGGAGAAGCCAACUGUUUGAUUUACUGAUGGAGGAAAACUGUUAGGAUUAGAGGGAACAGCUUGGCUUAAUUUGGGUCUGUUUGAAUUACCAGCUGUAAAGAGCAAUGGGAAAUUAACCUGCUUACAGGUAGUAUAUCUGAAUUGCUGUAUGAGCUCUAGUUAGGAAACACCUUGUGGUAAAACAAGCAAACUCUUGCUAUAGUAAGUGAAUGGGCCUUUAGAAAAGCUUCAUGCAACUGCUCAGAGUAUUUUAGUUGCCUCGGUACACAGAACCUUAGGGUAAGUUACCUCUGCUCUAAGCUCAGUUCACCAACCAAUGUUGUUUCCCUGGCAAAUGCAACAUGCAUGUUUUGUUCUUAGGGGAUUGCUGUGGUGUUGAUGUUUUACCUUCUACAUCCAAUCGUAUUUACAUAUCCUGACAUCAAACCUAUUUCAGCGCUGAGUUUCAUGUAUGUAUACAUAUAUAUACACAUCUGUGUGUAAACAGGGUCAGAAAAGGAAUAAAUGAACUGGAGUGUGCUUAAAACAAAUAAGCUUUACAGGGAUUUGCUGUUCCAGUUGUGCUGCUUUCAAGAUACCUGCUCCAUGUCCAUGUCUCAGCAUCUCUGGUUCCAAUGGACAGUAUCCCAAUUGCAGGGCAGGCUCUGGUUGGAAUUAAUGGGCUGGAAAUGCGAGUGGGUCUUAUUUUUAGGGAUUUUUUGUUGUAUUUUGUUGGGUUCUUGGUUAAUUUAGUGAAUGCAAUGACUUUGCACAGCUGACUCAGACUGUACGUGGAAGGUGUCUGCAUAGGGAUUUUUAGGCGAUACAAUAGAGAAGGGUCAGAACAGACAAUGUUUGUCCUUGUGCCUAAUUGCUUCUGUUAAUUAAUACUGCUCUGAGGGACAUUCCAGUGGCAGUUGGUGCUAUGGGUGGAGUGCUGUAGUGGAACUCAUUUUGAGGACAGCUUCAUGAAGUGAGAGUAGAAGUUCUCAAGUGCGUAUUGCAAUACGUGUUGUGCCUAAUCUUACUGAAAUGAUUGCCUUUGUAGACAACGUAUGUAGCAAGAAGUGCCUUUUGUACCCCUAGCAUGCAGACAUUUCUUUAUGGUUUUGAUGUAAAGAAACUUCUAGCUACUGUAUUUUUAGUGUGCAACCAUGCAAUAAAAAAGCACAGCAACCCG
Molecule: messenger RNA, 3886 nt
Organism: Coturnix japonica (Japanese quail)
Lineage: Eukaryota; Metazoa; Chordata; Aves; Galliformes; Phasianidae
Gene: CA5A
Product: carbonic anhydrase 5A
Cellular component (GO): cytoplasm; mitochondrion
Molecular function (GO): zinc ion binding; carbonate dehydratase activity
Source: RefSeq, a predicted model, not a curated record